CUUUUACACUUUUCUUUAGUUCAAUUUAUUGUAUGGUUAGUUUAGUUUAAUAGGUAUAUAUGGCCCUGCAUGUGGAGUAUGACCUAAGUGGGGGACCUUAUCUUCUAUAUAUCACUAUCAAUGGUGUACAUGAAAGGCGUAUGGAAUGAAAAGGAGAGUGCUAUAUGCUAAAUGGAAAACAAAAUGUCUAGUGAAUAUCUUGAAUUUUAUUAAUUAAUUUGGUUUUAGGAUUAUAUUUUUAUUAGUUGAUCCCCAUUUCUAGUUUAAGGGUGAAAACUAAAAAAAGAGGAGAACAUAGUAGUCAGUGUCAUUGAUGGACCCAUUGUACUGAGAUUUGUCCCUUUACUCAUUUUUAUUGUUAAUAGUUGGAGAAAAUUGAAAUGUCUUGAGAUUUAUCAAAGAGGUUCCGUGAAUUUCCUUCAGAAAUUUUACACUUUCUGUUCUUUUUAUAUUUCUAGUAGUUUUUUAUGGAGAGGGGUGGGGGUGGGGUAGGGUGGAUUUUAGUUAUUUUUGAGUUAUUCUAUCCUUGUUUUGGAAUUUAAUAUUCCUUCUCUUAUAGUAGAGAAGAAAGGGGUUGGGAAUGGAGACUGGAGAGGAGAUGAAAAAAGGGAGUAUUAUAAGCUAAGAAACUUAUCAUGCUUAACUUGUAGUAAUGUAAUUGCAGAAGUUACCAGCACAACUGUGUUGUUUGUUCUUUCUUUAUGUGUAUCCCUGCUUAUACAUUAGUUCAUGAAAAAAAUCAGCUAAGUUUAAUUUGAUAAGGUGUAAAAGGACCUUUCUAGAAUGUCCACAUCAAAUAAGUUUUCCAUGUUGCUAAAUACUUCUCAGUCAAAAAACGACAAUCCGUUGCACUAAGCUCCCAUAUGCAAGGACCGGCCUACAUUGACUCUAUUGUAUUUCCAAAUACCUAGACAGAAAAGAGAAUAUAGCUUGAAAAUUGUAGUUGUUAUUUUUACAUUUUGGAUAUCAAUCUUGUGGGAUUAUAUUGGAUAUGUUGUUGUUAAUGAUGUCAAUCUUGUCGUCGUGAAUCUAUCAUAUUAGUUGUGAUUUCUAGAAAUACUAACAGUAAAAAAAGAUCCAAAUUCUCACUGUAAACAAACCAAUGUAGUGGACGUCCAUUUUCUGUUAGAUAAAAUACAAAAAAAGGGUUGCUUUUAGUUUCCAACACCUGUAUAUAUGUACUAAGCAAAAUGAUCAAGAUCAUGCUUAGUUGCAUAUAGCAGUAAGCCUUUCUUCAAGAUAAUAAAGCUUGAUGCUCGAAUUUUCUGACAAUUUGAAAUGUUAUGUAAUGUAUUGUCAUUGAUCCUUCUUUAAGGCCAUCAUUGUUUUUGUCGUCAUCUUUCUCUUAUUAGUUACUAUCAAGUUUUAGUGAAUGUAGCACUGAAUAAUGCUAAGAUUUGGAGGAAUUGGAGCGUAUUUUUUUAGUGCUGAGUAGAAGCUAGUUAAUUUGAGCACCAGACUUUAUGAGGUGAAUUAGCCAAUUCUAAUCUAAGAUGGGUCGAUCUAGCGUUGAGGCAAUAGAAACAAAAGAAAUGGACUACCAAAGUUUGCCAUCCCCUCAACACCAACAAGCACCAUAUAUGCACAAGGUUGGAGUCCCACCGAAACAGAACCUAUUCGAUGAAUUUAAGACUACUGUAAAGGAAACAUUGUUUGCAGAUGAUCCUCUACGCUCCUUUAAAGAUCAGUCAAGGUCUCGCAAGUUUGUCCUUGGUUGGCAGGCUGUGUUUCCCAUACUAGAUUGGGGUAGAAGCUAUAAUGUUUCUAAGUUUAGAGGUGAUCUUAUUGCUGGUCUGACUAUUGCAAGUCUCUGCAUUCCUCAGGACAUUGGCUAUUCAAAACUCGCAAACUUAGCUCCUCAAUAUGGGCUAUACUCCAGCUUUGUUCCACCUUUGAUUUAUGCCUUCAUGGGUAGCUCAAGAGAUAUAGCGAUAGGACCUGUUGCUGUUGUAUCACUAUUGCUAGGGUCUCUGCUUAGCAAUGAAAUUGAUCCAACUACAAAUCCAAAUGAAUAUCGGAGGCUUGCAUUUACAGCUACUUUUUUUGCUGGCAUUACUCAAGCUACUAUUGGAAUCUUAAGAUUGGGAUUUUUAAUCGACUUCUUAUCUCAUGCUGCUGUUGUCGGUUUCAUGGGUGGUGCGGCCAUUACAAUUGCCCUCCAGCAACUUAAAGGUUUUCUGGGCAUCAAGAAGUUUACUAAGGAAACUGAUAUCAUUUCUGUGAUGAAAUCAGUAUGGCGUUCGGCUCACCAUGGAUGGAACUUGCCGACAAUUCUCAUUGGAGCAACCUUUUUAACUUUCCUUUUGUUCGCUAAGUACACUGGAAAGAAGAACAAAAAGCUGUUUUGGAUACCUGCAAUUGCUCCUCUGAUCUCUGUCAUUCUUUCCACCUUCUUUGUCUACAUAACCCAUGCCGAAAAAAAGGGAGUCGAGAUUGUGAGAGACAUUGAGAAAGGAAUCAAUCCUCCUUCUGUCAGCGAAAUCUAUUUUACUGGUGAUUAUCUCCUAAAAGGGCUAAAGAUUGGUAUUGUUGCUGGAAUGAUUGCAUUGACGGAAGCUGUUGCAAUUGGAAGAACAUUUGCUUCAAUGAAGGACUACCAGUUAGAUGGAAACAAAGAAAUGGUGGCACUUGGAGCGAUGAAUGUUGUUGGCUCAAUGACAUCAUGCUAUGUGACAACAGGUUCCUUCUCUCGAUCAGCAGUAAAUUACAUGGCUGGUUGCCAAACUGCAGUUUCCAACAUUAUCAUGUCUGUUGUUGUGUUCUUGACAUUGUUGUUCAUAACCCCCCUUUUUGAGUACACUCCAAAUGCAAUCCUCGCUGCCAUCAUUAUCUCUGCUGUCAUUGGAUUAAUAGACUAUGAAGCCGCAAUUUUGAUUUGGAAGAUCGACAAAUUUGAUUUUGUUGCUUGCAUGGGAGCAUUUUUUGGUGUGGUUUUCGCCUCGGUUGAGAUAGGUCUUUUAAUUGCAGUCUCAAUAUCAUUUGCUAAGAUUCUCCUUCAAGUCACAAGGCCACGAACAGCUAUUCUUGGCAAGAUCCCUAGGACAAAUGUAUAUAGGAACAUUCAACAAUAUCCCGAGGCAACACAAGUUCCCGGUGUACUAAUUGUGAGAGUUGAUUCUGCUAUCUACUUUUCAAAUUCUAACUACACGAGAGAGAGGAUACUGAGAUGGGUAACGGAUGAGGACGAGCAACUAGAAUCCGCUGGCUUUCCUAAAAUUAGGUUCUUGAUUGUUGACAUGUCACCGGUGACUGACAUUGACACCAGUGGCAUCCAUGCCUUUGAAGAGUUGCACAGAAGCCUACAGAAGAGAGAAGUUCAGCUUGUUCUCUCAAACCCUGGAAGGCAAGUGAUCGACAAGCUGCACGCAUCCAAUUUCGUGAGCCAAAUUGGCGAGGACAAGAUCUUUCUCACUGUUGCAGAUGCCGUGCUAACAUGUUCCUCGAAGUUCCCUGACGAAGUAGUCUAAAGUGGUAAAUAGCAUACAACCAUGGAAACUCACUCACCCCUAUGCUGGGACUGGGAGAAAGAAAAAUCAGCUAGAGAGAACCAAUUUGCAUAUAGCAAUGUGUAGUGAAUCAAAAAGGGACGUUGGAUCCUAAUUAUCAGUGAUUGGUGGGACCUUAGAAAGUGAUGGCAUUCUAAUCCAGAAGCAGAAAAUGGUUCAUAUAUAAGCCAAUUGUUAUAAUGCUCUUGUUGAGUUGUUAAAGUUCUCUGUAUGUUAGCUACAGUUCAGAUUGUAUAGAUAGUUCAAAACUUUCUUCUCAAUGAGGGCUUGCUAAAACCAAUGUUGGAAUUACCAGGAAUGCAUGCCAUCCCAUUAUAUACCA
Nicotiana tabacum (common tobacco) is the source of this 3828-nucleotide messenger RNA. Its product is annotated as sulfate transporter 1.3-like. Gene Ontology annotation, biological process: sulfate transmembrane transport. Gene Ontology annotation, molecular function: secondary active sulfate transmembrane transporter activity. Lineage: Eukaryota; Viridiplantae; Streptophyta; Magnoliopsida; Solanales; Solanaceae. The record is from RefSeq and is a predicted model, not a curated record. Gene Ontology annotation, cellular component: membrane.